UGUUACUCAUUGGUUGUUGGGUUAGACUCUCCGAUUUGACGUAGAGGAUGAAAAAUGAGGAAAAAAUGUUUCUCCAUUUGUGUUGAAAUCCUGCAGCGUUCCUCAGGAAGUCAGAGAGACACUGAGCCGAGAACACAAGAAACCUCACUUACACUCAGCUACACCACAGCAGAGGAACGCUCAGAUCUCCUGGAGGAGGAUAAGGUGGAGAAACGUUCUCUGAAGCUUGUUUGUGAAGUUGCGCUGAAGGUCGAUGAUGUUCCUGCUGGUUCCUGCUGUUCUUCUCCUGGCGGUACCAGGAUGCUGUGGGCUGUGGACAGUGGACAGGCUGACGGUCAGGAGCGGUGGGUCCAUUACUGUCCCCUGCCACUAUAACUACAGGUUCAGAGCGCAGGUGAAGUACUGGUGCAAAGGGAGGAUGUGGCAAAUCUGUAUUACUGUGAGACAGUCGGCGAAGGCCAACAUUACGGACAGUCCGGCUGAGCUGGUAACCACACUGACCCUGUCCGGUCUAGAGGUCAGAGAUGCCGGACGCUACUGGUGCGCCGUGAAGCGUGGGGGGGUCCUGAAGGCGGACCUCAGGACCUCUCUGGAGCUGCAGGUGACAGACGACACGCCAGACCUUUGGGUCAGCAGCAGCUCAGUGUCCGGCACCGUGGGCGGGAACGUGACUGUUCAGUGUCACUAUAGCGACCGGCUGAAGGAGGAUGAGAAGAAGUGGUGCAGGAGCGGAAAUCUGCACUCCUGCCAAUCACAGCAGGACAUACAGCCACCCCAGAAUGCAAAGCUGCAACUCAGGGACGAGGGUCAGGGCGUCUUCACUGUAACGCUGACCAACCUGCAGAUGGACGACGGUGGUUGGUUCUGGUGUAUGAUUGGAGGAAUUCAGGCUCCGGUCCACGUCACCGUCACUGCAGCGUCCACCUCACAGAACUACACAGAGUCUCAUCAGGCAACAACUGCAGCAACAUCAGCACUGCUAACAUCUGCACUGUCAACACCAACACCGCUCAGCUCCACACACCAACCAGCAGCACCUUCAGCUGUGACUGAACACUCAACUGACCGCACGUCCGCCACCUCCUCAACGUCCACCACCUCCUCAACAUCCGCCACCUCCUCACCGUCCACCACCUCCUCAACAUCCGCCACC
This is a messenger RNA of Colossoma macropomum (tambaqui), 1153 nucleotides long. RefSeq lists its product as uncharacterized. The record is from RefSeq and is a predicted model, not a curated record. Gene Ontology annotation, cellular component: plasma membrane. NCBI's taxonomy places the organism in Eukaryota, Metazoa, Chordata, Actinopteri, Characiformes, Serrasalmidae. The transcript has 4 exons. The annotation marks the transcript as partial. Gene Ontology annotation, molecular function: transmembrane signaling receptor activity.